GAAUACGAAUUUCCAUAUAAGGAGCGCGGGUUCGCGCAUGCGUUCUGCGGCCCCGCGGGUGGAUUUCGCGGGAAAUUUGGCGGCACCGAGAGCGGAGAGGGCGCUGUUUUUGUUUUCCCGCCCGUGGUGCCCGGGCUCCUACGGAGUCCACUGGGAGGGGAGGGGGUGAGGCGGUGGGAGCCACCGCGGUGUUGGGGGGGGGGGGCGGUGUUGGAGAGUGUGUGAGGAAGCUACUGCAGUCGUGCGACUUUUUCGUUCGUUCGUGCCGAUUGAUUCGUUCGUUAAGAAUCGCCUCAUUCGAGUCGGGCACUGACGUUGGCGUACAACAGCCGCCGUCUCGGUCAAUAAGGCGGUUGUUUAAGUUCGUGUGUAUGUUACUGUCAUUUUAUUUAUUUUGUUCCAUAUUCGAGCGAGUUGUUGGCGUGUGUAUAUAUAUAGGGCGUCAACCAGCGCGACUUGCGUCCUACUGAAACAUGACGGAAUACACAAGCUUUGUCAUGGAGGGAAGCAUGGAGGACACUGACUUGGAGCACAGCGAGGAAGAGGAGGAGGACGAACCGGAGCCUCUAGAUCAUGACUACGAUGUUCCGCAGCAGCACGUGUACAAGCGCGGCUGGAGCAAGGCGCGAUGGACCAGAGAGGAGAUGCUGAUCGGUAGCGAUACCUUUCAGGAUGAGAGGCUGAAACAGUUGGCGGAGCGAUUCGGAACGGACGACUGGAAAUUUCUCGCAAACUACAUGCCUAAUCGAAGUGAUGCUCAGUGUAUCCACCGCUGGCAAAAGGUCCUGAACCCGGCUCUGGUGAAGGGGCCGUGGACUAAGGAGGAGGAUCAGAAGGUCAUCGAGCUUGUCAUGAAGUACGGUCCCAAGCGCUGGUCACUCAUCGCCAAGCAGCUCAAGGGUCGCAUCGGCAAGCAGUGUCGCGAGCGCUGGCACAACCACCUCAAUCCUGCGGUGAAGAAGUCGUCGUGGACCGAGGAGGAGGACCGCAUCAUCCAUGAGGCACACAAGCAGCUGGGAAACCGCUGGGCCGAGAUCGCCAAGCUGCUGGCUGGAAGAACCGACAACGCCAUUAAGAAUCACUGGAACUCCACACUGAAGCGCAAAGUGGAGCAGGAGGGCUACCUGCAGGAUUCUCCGUGGCCUCUGUGCCCUGACACCAAGUUUCAGUCCGACGCCUUCCCGGUCCUUGCACCGGACAGCCCCAGCCGCGAUGAGCAGGAUUCUGGAUGUGCAAUCAACCCGGAGAUGAGCACUAGGUUCAAAUCGAUUAAGACUGAGAACACGGGUGUUGUGGAGGUGGUCGACCUCAUCGACUGGAGUGGCGGUGCCGCCAUCGCCAACUUCAAAGACGCCAUGAGGCCGCUCGGUGUGGGCAGCCCCCGGUGUGAUCACACUCAGAAUUGGCCUGUCCACCAGGCCGGGGGAGCUAGCGCCGAGGCCACCACUCCGAUCAAGUACCUGGCCGUGGCCCAGCUCUCGCCGCUCAAGAAUGUGCCGGAGUUUGCCGAGACGCUGCAAAUGAUCGAUUCGACCAUGCUGCACGAUAACAGCUCGUGGAGCGAUAGCCUCAUGCUGGAGAUCCUGGGUGAUUCUGGGGUGGCGCGGGAAUGCUCCGCCCUGACGUCUUGCGUCGCCCCCCACCGUGACGGGCCCAGCUCGUCCAAAGUCUUCUCCCUGCACUGCCCGAGCAGCAGCAUUAGCAGCGGCAGCACGAGCGGCAUCGGCAGCACGAGCGGCAUCAGCAGCACGGACACCAGCGAAGCGGCGGAGCGCACGUCCCUCGGCGACGGCGGCCAACGUAGUUCUCUCGGCACGGGCGGCCUAGCCGUCGCCAUCGGCUGCGGUCAGGGCAAAGCCGACCCGAUCGCGUCGUCGGCUGCGACCGCCCGCUUGGCCAGCCAGCCCGCCAUCCUGCGCAGGGGGCGGGACACGACGCCGCGUGGCGAAGCGACGGAGGGCGCGAGCUCGCUCAGCUUUGGCAGCCUGGAUCUGAGCAGGACACCGCCGAAAUCGAACCGCCUGCACACCCUGCCCUUCUCUCCAUCACAGUUCUUGAACACGACGGAGCGGGAGAAGCUACAGAUGGAAACGCCGUCCCUUACGUCGACGCCCGUCUGUCGCCAGAAGCUCGCAGUCGGGACGCCGCUGCAGAGAGAGCGCACGCCUGGCCAGACCAAGCAAAACGGGUUCAGGACACCCAACAUCCGAUGCUCACUAAUGGAGACUACCCCAAGGACACCCACGCCAUUCAAAAACGCUCUGGCGGCACAAGAGGUGAAAUACGGACCUCUCAAGGGACUGCCGCGGACCCCCUCCCAUCUAGAGGAGGACCUCAGGGACGUGCUCCAGACCGUGUCGGCAUCCCACGAUGGCUUCACAGGCGACUCGGAGCACUCGCCGUCCCCCGCCAACAGACCCAGGCCCGAGGCAAGGAUGAUGAUGGGCUCUCCAGCCAAGAAGGCUCGCAAGUCACUUGUGCUAGACGUUUGGAGCAGCGACAAUCUGAACACCAAGCUCUUCCCUUGCGAGCCAUCGGUUUCACCUGGUGGAAGCCCCCUACGCCAGGCACGGGAGCUGCUGACGAGCUCUCUGCUCAUGCGUCCCGUCACCGGCCGUGCGGGGGACUCGCUGCAGGGUCACGAGCGGACCCCCUGUGUAGCCCGGCCACUCGGGCUGCCCUCCUCCAGCGCCUACGAGGGCCGUACGCCAAGAGAGGGCAGGGGUCAAAUGAACAGCGACUGGGAGGUGGUGGCAUUUGGCAGAACGGAAGAUCAACUUUUACUGACUGAGCAAGCCAGAAAAUACAUGAAGCUGCUAGCCGCCAGGACGCUAAUAUUAUAGCUACUUGUCGGGGAACUAUGCACGGGUACAAUGUUAUAGUUUAUAGUUGCUUGGGAUGCUAUGGUCAGGUAGACGAUGUCCUCUCUGAAUGUCUCCUCCCAUGCGGAGUGGUGAUGAUGAUGAUGAAGUCAAGACCCUUCCUUACCCCCACACCCUAGGGCUUUCCAACUGGAGCACGGGGUCGUAAAUUCAGAGGUCGCCGAUUCAUUCACCAUGCUUGGCAGUUGAAACAUUGAGCAAAAUUAUUAAAUCCACCCCCUCUCCACUUUUCAUCCAGCAGCAUAAUAGGUACGCCAGUUAGUCGAAUGGCAGGUUGUGCAUGGUGAGGUAGGGUGUCGGUCCUCCCACCUCUUCGAAGACACCCAGCCAGUGUAGAAGAGUAGGACAAAAUACUCCUAUCGAUGCUCUCCAAAGGCUCCCUGGAGGGGCUCUAGAGCUCCCUUAGUGGGGGCCCUUCUGUCAGCAGUGAUUUGAGCACGAAAUUGCAGGACUUUACCUUUUACAUAAAAUUACAGUUGCUUAAGUAUCAACUAUAAAGUUUGAAUUUUACAUAGUAAAGUUAGUGACUUAAUAAAACUCAACGUAAAAUUACCUGGGUUUACGUAUCCUAAGUCACACAUUGAAAAGUUUCUAUGUUACAAAGAUUUGCCUUCUUGACUUAAAGCUUUCGUGACUGCAGGAAUUCAUAUUAUUUUGGUCUUUCGGCAAAGUCUCGUAGAUGGUUCAAAGAAAAUAACAAAAAUCUACGACGUUUCGAUCAC
Messenger RNA from Petromyzon marinus (sea lamprey), 3604 nucleotides. Its product is annotated as myb-related protein A-like. Gene Ontology annotation, cellular component: nucleus. NCBI's taxonomy places the organism in Eukaryota, Metazoa, Chordata, Hyperoartia, Petromyzontiformes, Petromyzontidae. Gene Ontology annotation, biological process: regulation of DNA-templated transcription. Gene Ontology annotation, molecular function: RNA polymerase II cis-regulatory region sequence-specific DNA binding; DNA-binding transcription factor activity, RNA polymerase II-specific. The record is from RefSeq and is a predicted model, not a curated record.